AGCUGCGGGGCGUGGGGGCGGCGGCGGCUGCGGCCGAGGCCGAGGAGGCGGUGGCCUUCGAGGAGCCAGCGGCACCCCAGCCAGGGAGGGUGCACCACCGGGCCCCCUUGCAGGCUUCAUGGAGGCGGCCGCGGGCGGGGGCUGCGGCUCUGGGCCGCCGCCGCUGCUGCUGAGCGAGGGCGAGCAGCAGUGCUACUCCGAGCUCUUCGCGCGCUGCGCCGGCGCCGCGGGCGGGGGUCCCGGGCCCGUGCCCCCUGACGCCACCAGGGUCGCGCCCGGCACGGCCACCGCGGCCGCCGGCCCGGUGGCCGACCUGUUCCGGGCGUCGCAGCUGCCCGCCGAGACGCUGCACCAGAUCACAGAACUGUGUGGUGCAAAGCGGGUUGGUUAUUUCGGUCCAACACAAUUUUACAUUGCUCUGAAAUUAAUUGCUGCAGCACAGUCUGGCCUCCCUGUUCGGAUAGAAAGUAUUAAAUGUGAAUUGCCUCUGCCUCGCUUUAUGAUGUCAAAGAAUGAUGGUGAGAUACGAUUUGGAAACCCAGCUGAGCUGCAUGGAACUAAGGCUCAGAUUCCAUAUUUAACCACGGAAAAAAAUUCCUUCAAAAGAACGGACGAUGAGGAUAAACAGCAGGAAACACAGUCUCCUACGAUGUCACCCCUUGCUUCCCCUCCUUCUUCUCCGCCUCAUUACCAGAGGGUGCCCUUGAGCCAUGGCUACAGCAAACUGCGGAGCAGCACAGAACAGAUGCAUCCAGCUCCUUAUGAAGCUCGACAGCCCCUUGUCCAGCCUGAGGGACCCUCAUCAGGGGGCUCAGGAUCCAAGCCCCUUCGGCAUCAGGCAUCUCUCAUCCGGUCCUUUUCAGUGGAGAGAGAACUACAGGAUAGCAGCAGCAGUUACCCCGAUGAGCCCUGGAGGAUAACAGCAGAACAGCGCGAGUACUAUGUCAAUCAGUUCCGGUCCCUGCAGCCAGACCCGAGUUCCUUCAUUUCAGGUUCUGUGGCCAAGAACUUCUUCACCAAAUCAAAGCUUUCCAUUCCAGAACUCUCUUAUAUAUGGGAGCUUAGUGAUGCUGACUGCGAUGGAGCCCUGACUCUGCCUGAAUUCUGUGCUGCAUUUCAUCUCAUUGUGGCCCGGAAGAACGGCUACCCACUGCCUGAGGGCCUGCCUCCAACUCUGCAGCCAGACUACCUACAAGCAGCUUUUCCUAAGCCCAAGCGGGAGUGUGCAUUAUAUGAUUCUUAUUCGGAGUCACUACCAGCAAACCAACAACCCCGUGACUUGAAUCGGAUGGAGAAGGCAUCUGUUAAAGACAUGGCUGAUUUUCCUGUCCCUACCCAAGAUGUGACUGGUGAUGACAAGCAAGCUUUGAAAAGCACUACCAACGAAGCCUUACCGAAGGACGUGUCUGAGGAGCCAGCAACUCCUAAGGAUUCCAACAGUCUCAAAGCAAGACCAAGAUCCAGAUCUUACUCUAGCACCUCCAUAGAAGAGGCCAUGAAAAGGGGCGAGGACCCUCCCACCCCGCCACCGCGGCCACAGAAAACCCAUUCCAGAGCCUCCUCCUUGGACCUGAAUAAAGUCUUCCAGCCCAGUAUGCCAGCUACUAAGUCAGGAUUGUUACCCCCACCACCUGCGCUCCCUCCGAGACCUUGUCCAUCGCAGUCUGAACAAGUGUCCGAGGCCGAGUUACUCCCACAGCUGAACAGAGCCCCGUCACAGACUGCAGAAAGUAGUCCAGCUAAGAAGGACACACCAUAUUCUCAGCCCCCAUCAAAGCCCAUUCGUAGGAAACUGAGACCUGAAAAUCAAACUACGGAAAACCAAGAGCCUCCAACCACUGUGAGCGGGCCAGCUCCUGUAGCAACCGUGAAACCACAUCCAACAGUUCAAAAGCAAUCUUCCAAACAGAAGAAGGCCAUUCAGACUGCCAUCCGCAAAAAUAAAGAGGCGAAUGCAGUGCUGGCCCGCUUGAACAGUGAACUCCAGCAGCAGCUCAAGGAGGUUCAUCAAGAACGGAUUGCAUUGGAAAACCAAUUGGAACAACUUCGUCCAGUCACUGUGUUGUGACCGCCAUGGUUCAAGUGACAGUGAAUGACCUCAUCUGCCAAGAUCUUUCUUUCUUGUUUGAAUGUUUGAACCCCACUACUUGUCAUAGAUAUUUGUGUCAAAAGCUGUGAGCAGCAGAAUAUAAUCCAUAUGACCUUUUCUCUUUAACUCACUUGUACAUUUUACUGUGGUGGAAAAUACUUCAACUGAUUAUCACACUUGACUUUGUAAUUAUCAGUGGAAUUACUCUCCCAUUCUUAAGUAGUUCCUCAAGGUGUUAGAUACUGCUCCUUACCAAAAAUCAGUCUUCUAGCAAAUAAAAGUAAUUUAGAGCAUUAUUUAUUUAAAGAAUUUAUGAUUUGUACAAAACCUUAUAACAAAGUACCUUCAGGAUGCUUGUUUUAUUUUUGUAUGUAUAUCACAUACAGUAGGUUGGUUUCCUGAAUAAUUAGGAUUCCAACUGGAUUAUCUUUGGCAUGAUGAUAAUAAAAACAAAAGCUAAAAUAGAAUAAAAGCAUCAGAUUUAGACUGGCGCUGUGCCCUCCACCACUAUAUGCCAAAAAUUGCUUCUCUAGUGCCAUUUUGAUAUUAUAUCUAGCUAUAAAUAAUACAUGACUAUUGUUUUCUAUUGAAUGUCAAAGACUUAUUGGGUCUUUACACUUCUGUAAAGUGGAGGUUUUGGCAAUGAGCUAUUUAACUUGGCCAGUCUAGGCCGUCAACCCAGAUAACUCAGUCCCUUCAUGUACAUUUUUGGGCGAAAGCAAUCUGCUUUAACUGCCUCACCCGAUCAAAUUAAAUAAAUAGUUGCCGGGUCUCUACUUUUAUCCUGCAUGGGAUAACAUAUCUGUAAAUACAUGAGUUUGGAAACCACCCAUCAAAUAUGAAAGUCUGAUGAGACUGCUUGGAUUGCUAAACAUUUGAUUUUUGAACCCAGGUACCCAAACUGGGGAAGAAAGGGAAAUGAUUGCUACCUAUAAUCUAACAAUCUCUGGUAGCUAUUUUCAUCAACCUGGAUUGCAAAUGUAUUGGCUAUGAAGAAAUAAUGAAAAGAAGCAGUCCUCAUGCUAUAUAUAUAUAUAUAUGACUGUUUUGUUCCCUAUGCAGUGUUAUCCUUGGGAAGUGAUUGGUUUAUAUCAAGUUCAGAGGAGCCCAACUAACUCCAGUAUAGCUGAUGUAAAACAAUAAGCUCAAAUUGCAAAAGCCAGUAACCUAUAGAAAUUAUAGUAGCUGUUGCUUCUCUGAAAGCUCAAAUUGAAAGUGGGAACACAGGGUCACAGGGUGAGAAGGCAUGCCAGCUUUAACAUCACUUUGAGAGAGACUAAUGGCAAGAAAUGCUAUCUCUCAUGCAUUUUGCUCAUUUCCCUAUUCUUAGGAUAAUGGGGUAGGGUGUGCCUAGGGUCCUUUUUGAAGUUUUAGAUAGGUUUGCAAUAUGCGGGAUUAAGCCUUUGAUUUUAAUAGAGCUGAGAGCUUUCAGAAGAAGUAGGCAUUUAUUUAAUGCUUCCUUAUUCCAUUGGCAAGCUUUAUCAAUAGCUUAACAGCAGAGCAGAAAGGCUCAAACAGAUGAUGUUUUUCCAGAGAAAAACAAAUUGUGAAUCUAUUCCAUGCAUGUUUAAGGAUUUUGAAUUGCUUUUGAAAAUCAUGAAACUUGAACUAUUUCUCUAUUUCCUUUUUUCUUCCCUUUUGGGUGCCUUUUUUGUUCUUGUGGGGGAAGGGUUGGGAGUGGGUUUAAACCCUUCCUAAGAUUAUAAAUGGGUCAGUGCAGAUUUUUAGGUAAUGUCUUUCCCCAUCUUCUGAGAUCUGGGGGCUGCAACACAUUUUAUCAGCAGUGUUCUUAUUGCAGACAUUUCACAGCAUGUUUGGCUUUCCAGGAAAGACUAGCAUAUGCACUUUAUCUCAUAAUCUUCCAGUACAUAUGCACUCACUUGGGAUAGCAUUUCAUAUCCAUUAACCAGACGUAUAAACUAAGGAAUGUUAGUCUACACUGUGCAUUUUAAAAAUAUUGACAUGCUUUUUUUGCCCCGUGAAGUCAAUGCCAGAGUGAGUCAAAUUAGGAUGUUGGGGUUUUGUUUAGUUGGCUUGGUUUUCAUUAAAGGAAAACACUUGCAUUGGACAAUCAAAGUCCCCUGAGUUUCAUAGUCUUACCAAUAUUUUAUGAUAGGCAUUGCAUUAAAGCACACACCAAUACUAUCUACACCCAACCUUCUUGACUGGACUUAAUUGUAACUAUAGUUUAGUAGUUGCUUAGAAUUAGAGUUGUUAAAAAACAAGUAUUUGUGUGUGUGUGUGUGUGUGUACAUACAUAUACAACUAUUAUUAUUACCUAACUAGUGCUCAUCCUUUAUUUCUCUGUUGUCUUAGGAUGUGCACUUUUAAUUUAGGAUUAUAAUGCCUAAUGAUGUUUCUGUGAGCCUUUAAUGUGAUUUAUAGGAAGCCUGGGUUAUUGAAAUCACCAUCAUACCUCUUCUAUAAAACAACUCCAAAAUGAGACCUGCUUGUUGGGGAGAACUCUGUAGACAGAAGGUCAAUGUUGCCCCAUCCAUGGGGGUUGAAUUACCUUCUUGUUAAGUGGUCUUCCCCCACUGGGAUUCUACAGUCCCACAGAUGAAAGCAUAGUAGGAGCUGAUAGUGGGCUUCUGGAGUCCCUCAGCAUCUCUUGUAUGUGGCAUAUUGCUCUUGCCACCUUCCUAUCCAGCAGACGUUGAAGCAAAACCAAAAGGUAGAUAUCUGGAAUGAAUGUGUAUGUUAUAAUCGAGGCAGAUAUUUGCCUUAGUUGGAAGCAUCUAAUUGUUUUACAAAUAUUAAACAAGUGCUUGGGCCUGACUGGGAGAGGAGGCAGCUUAGCUGGAAGCUGUGCUCAUCUUACUACCACUGGAGAAUAAGAUAUCAGAGUUGGGCAGGGUAUCCAUCUCCUGAAGUUUGCAUGUGGGGAAACCAAUGCCCUAUAUGAAAUAGCAGCUCCUGGCCCAAGAAUCCACAGAAAGAGGUAGCUAGUGGCAGCUUUGGGGUCCCAACCUGAUUUUAUGGAUUCUGAGUUAGGUCUCCCACCCUCUAUCACUACUAAAAAUAGAUUAGAAAGCUUUUUUCUAUUUGUUGUGAGUUUCAUUGACUUAAUUAGUCUUUAAAUGUGAAAACAUGUUCUAAGGAGUUUAGAUCUAGAAAUUCCUCUUGGAUUGAAGUGAAAAAUAAAAUCUGAAGGAAAAGAAUAUGAUUGAACUAUUUGUUCUUCUGAACCACCUCACCUUUCAUGGUGCAAUAAAUUGCUCUGAGUUUCUUGGCAGAACUUUUGACAGCUGUUGCUUUCAAUGGAUUCCAUUCCUGUAUUCCUUAUGGGAGUUUGUUUUUAAAAUAGACUACCGUGAUUGAAACAAACUCAAUAUGUAGUAAGUUAUAGUUUUCUUCAAUAUAGCUUUGGUUACUUGGGUUGCAAAUGUUUAAUUUCAGCAUUUUUUAGGGUGAGUAAUCAAAAACAUGAAUUUUCCUUUGAUUUCUUACCAAUGUCUGAACUAUCAUAAAGCAUUCUCUUUAGAUGUGAUUUGAUUCUAUAGUGUGUUUCUAAAUGAUAUUUCUCUGUUUCUUAAAUGAUCUCACAGCCAUGGUAAUAAUAGCUAUGUACUCAGAAGAUCAAUCAGGUAAUAUCUGGAAUUGAUGUGUUUUUUGCAAUGAAGGCAAGCAUUUGCAAAUAUCUUCUUUUAAGCAGUAGUUGGAAAGAUCUCAAUUACAGUAUAACACCUUAGAGCUAAAAGCAUUUGUUCAAUACAAACUAGAAUCACACCUUCUGACUAGGUAUCACCAAGGGAAUGUGAUUUUUAAAGUAUAAAAAAAGAAUUUAAUAUAACAACCAGAUUCUCCCAUAUUAUUGACAAGUUGGGCUUGUUAGGUUGCGGUUUGAACAUUAUGAAUGUGAACAAAAUGAAAUAGCAGUUAAGAGGUCUUUUCCCCCUCUAUUUCAAUAGAACACUAGUAACUUUGGCUUCUCUUUCUAACUGGUUUACUCUGUUUCAAGUGUGUUCUUUUAAAACUCUGAUUUCAAAGGAUCAGUUGAACUUAUAUUUUUGUUAUGGAUGUUUUGUUAGGGUUUUUUGCAUCAUGACUCAGUGUGGUUCAAAUUCCUAGUAAGAAGUGGGGAUUUGGGUUUUGGGAGUCCUCAGCCGGCAUGUCUUGCUCCUCCCUUGGCAUAGUAUCACUCUGUGAGCCACCCUGCUUUGCUUGUUUUUAAGGAGAAAUGCAUCUGGUUAUGUGACUCUCCCAAGAACAGCAGACUUGGAGGGCCAGACUUUAAAAGCAAGCAGAUUCUAAGAGCUGCUACCCUCCCCCCAAAAUAGGCUUUUGGAGGCUGCCUUACUUACACACAUGCCCUGAAGCAGCCAGUCUUUAGUGGGAGCAAGACAUCGCAGGUGCACAGUUGCUUUUAGCCUUGUAUAGUUAUUUUCCACAUUUACUACCACACAUGAUCAUAAAGGAACCUUUUCUAAGAAGCAUGCAGGGUUUCAAUAGACAGGACUUAUUCUAGUUACAGAAGCCUUGAUCUGGUGUCAGCAAUUGGGGAAUGCUUGUUUUUCAUGUUUUGUGAAUUCUUUCUUGCUAUAAGCUAAUUUCAUGGCUCUGGAAGGAUGGAGACAGUGGGUUUAUGACUCUGAAGACCAGAGGACACCAGACUUUAGGAGGGCUUAAAUUGGAAGUUGGGGACUAUAAUAAGGAUACCUUUAUGUACUAGUUCCAUCUGAAAGCACUCUGUUGGACAACAGGACUAGAUCCUAAAGCUCCUUCAGGGAACUCUGCUUUGGGACUGGAAUAGUUGAUGUGAUAACCCCAUUGUGUGAAGAUUAGAUCAACUGAGGUGUGUUAUUGUUGUUUUAAGUCAACUUGUACGAGAGUGUCAGCUGCAACUCUCUUGAGAACCAGGUAUACCUUUUUCUUUAACACUGCCAUCCUUUUUGUCUUCAGCACAAAUAAAAUGUUCAAGUGAGCCAGAUGCGAGAAGAGCCACUUUAGUCUUCAUAGCUGUUGGCCAAGAGAGAUAAUGAGCUGAUGGUCUAUUUUAACCUUGAAAGUAAAAAUGUAUAUUUUUUCAUUGUAGGUACAUUGAACAGUAAAAAGUGUAACAGUAAAGUAUAUAUUUGAUGCCUUCUGUCUUUUCAUGGUAAUGUGCUAACAAGUUGUGUUAAUAUUUUACUCAGCCAGAGUCUCAUUCGUUUGUUAAGCAUUGGGCACAUUAUAUAUAUUGACCUUAAUCAUACAUCCCUGAAAGUGUCCUGUAUUUGGAUUGUGACUUGUAGACUCAAGCUAACCUUACUGCCUCUUUUUCACACUUGUCGAGAAGUCUGUGAAGAACAUAGUAGGUUAAGUAUCUCCAACUUUGGGAAAUAUACAUGAUGUGAAACUGGGGUGCUAUGUUAAAAAUAAACGUAUAUAACUAA
Messenger RNA from Microcebus murinus (gray mouse lemur), 7464 nucleotides. It is a transcript of the gene REPS2, whose product is annotated as RALBP1 associated Eps domain containing 2. The record is from RefSeq and is a predicted model, not a curated record. Gene Ontology annotation, molecular function: calcium ion binding; protein binding. NCBI's taxonomy places the organism in Eukaryota, Metazoa, Chordata, Mammalia, Primates, Cheirogaleidae. Gene Ontology annotation, biological process: endosomal transport; endocytosis. Gene Ontology annotation, cellular component: plasma membrane; cytoplasm.